Molecule: messenger RNA, 354 nt
Organism: Prorocentrum cordatum
Lineage: Eukaryota; Dinophyceae; Prorocentrales; Prorocentraceae
Source: the annotation of a GenBank genome assembly
AUGAACACGUGGCCCUCGCUUGGUGCACGCUCUGGUCCUCGGUGCUGUGCCAUGUGUUCGAGGGCGGCGGGCCUCACGUCCAGAGGCUGCCCUUGCCCGGGGGGCGCCGCGCGCGCUCGCUCCAGCAGCAGCGCGCGCAGGUUCCGAGACGGCACCGUCGUGCUCAAGAAGGCGUUCGCCUCCUUCGCCGCGCAUGCGAGGCAGCCCCCUGGUGCCCACGAGUGGAUGAAGUGGGAGAACGCCCUGCGCCGCGUCGUGAUGGACCACGGCCACGGUAUAUCCUUUGCUCGUGGCCAGGAACAGUGGAUGAGCACGACAGCGAGCUUUUCUGAGCGGCUUGCUUCUGCGAUGUAA